UCCACACCAAAUCUGGGAUGCCGCUCUGCAUCAGUUUAAUCAGGAUCCUCUGAACUCCUGCGUUGUGGUGAUAACGAAACUCUGAAAAUCCAGUCAUGUUGGCCCGGAAAGGCCUGGUGCCUGAAGGAUUUCUGUUGACCCGCCUGGCUGAAGAUGCAACCCAGCCGAACCGCUGCCGUAGCAAAUCACAGCGCGCUCGCUUUAUCACCAAGAGCGGAUCAUGCAACGUGGCUCACAAGAACAUACGGGAACAGGGUCGGUUUCUGCAGGAUGUUUUUACCACCAUGGUGGACCUGAAAUGGCAGCACUCGCUCCUUAUCUUUACCUCAGCAUUCCUCUGCUCGUGGAUGCUCUUUGCCAUGAUGUGGUGGCUCCUGGCCUUUGCUCAUGGUGAUCUGGAGCCACGAGAUCCUAGUGAGCCUGGACCUGUUCCCUGUGUCACUGCCAUCCACUCCUUCACUUCAGCGUUCCUCUUCUCCAUCGAGGUGCAGGUGACCAUUGGCUUUGGUGGGAGGAUGGUCACAGAAGAGUGUCCACUGGCUAUUGUAAUUCUGAUCAUCCAGAACAUUCUGGGCCUCAUCAUCAACGCUGUCAUGCUGGGCUGCGUGUUCAUGAAAACAGCUCAAGCCAAUCGCCGAGCAGAGACGCUCAUCUUCUCCCGUAAUGCUGUCAUCGCGCCGCGCAACGGCAAACCCACAUUCAUGUUUCGUGUUGGAGACCUGAGGAAGAGUAUGAUCAUAUCAGCUACCAUUCAGAUGCAGGUGAUUCGCAGGACGGUGACGGCAGAAGGGGAGGUGAUUCCAGUCUGCCAACUUGACAUCCAGGUGGAAAACCCGCUCAGGAGCAAUGGUAUCUUCCUCGUCUCGCCCCUCAUCAUCAGUCACACCAUUGAUAGAGGAAGCCCCCUGUAUGAGCUUUCUGCCCAGUCACUGGCCACUGAGGAUCUGGAGAUCAUAAUUAUACUGGAAGGAGUGGUGGAGACCACCGGCAUCACUAUGCAGGCACGCACGUCUUACACACCGGAGGAGAUUCUCUGGGGACGCCGCUUCGUCUCCAUCAUGACCGAAGAGGAUGGCCGAUACUCUGUGGACUAUUCCAAAUUCGGUAACACGGUGCCCGUGCGGAUGCCCGCGCUCAGCGCCAAGGAGCUGGACCAGACAAGAGGGGUGCAGGACAACGGCCCUCAUGAGGGUAAACCUCAGGGCUGGGGACUGGUGCGGGCAGGACGGGGCGGCUACAGGAGGAGUGCAGGUCGGGCGUGCGAGGAUAACCCAUCCCGGCCAUGGUACGCUCCAGCAGACAAAAACGAACCGGAGAAAAGUAAAGAGAAGAACGGGCAGAAAAAGACUGUGAAAUUAGAGGAAAUAGGGAGAGAACUGGAGGAGGAGACUAUGGAGGAUAUGAGUGAUUAA
Molecule: messenger RNA, 1412 nt
Organism: Neoarius graeffei (lesser salmon catfish)
Lineage: Eukaryota; Metazoa; Chordata; Actinopteri; Siluriformes; Ariidae
Gene: kcnj11l
Product: potassium inwardly rectifying channel subfamily J member 11, like
Exons: 6
Coding region: 96-1412 (438 amino acids)
Biological process (GO): potassium ion import across plasma membrane; regulation of monoatomic ion transmembrane transport
Cellular component (GO): plasma membrane
Molecular function (GO): inward rectifier potassium channel activity
Source: RefSeq, a predicted model, not a curated record